This is a messenger RNA of Melozone crissalis (California towhee), 2037 nucleotides long. It is a transcript of the gene EGR3, whose product is annotated as early growth response 3. The transcript is spliced from 2 exons. Gene Ontology annotation, molecular function: DNA-binding transcription factor activity, RNA polymerase II-specific; RNA polymerase II cis-regulatory region sequence-specific DNA binding. Gene Ontology annotation, biological process: regulation of transcription by RNA polymerase II. NCBI's taxonomy places the organism in Eukaryota, Metazoa, Chordata, Aves, Passeriformes, Passerellidae. The record is from RefSeq and is a predicted model, not a curated record. Bases 136 to 1329 code for a protein of 397 amino acids.
UCCUCCUCCCCCCCGCCGCCCCCGCCCCAACUUUUCUUCUUGCAUGAUUUCCCUCGCACGGAUUUGCCACUCGGAUGUUGUUUCCUCGGGAGCCGAGCUCGGAGCCACGUUGAACCAGCCUUUUCCUCCAGUGCUAUGACAGGCAAACUACUGGAGAAGCUGCCGGGGACCAUGAACACUUUGAUGAACCAAUUGCCUGACAAUCUGUACCCAGAGGAGAUCCCCAACUCUUUGAAUAUCUUCUCCAGCACCAGCGACUCGGUGGCUCACUACAACCAGAUGGCUGCAGAUAAUGUUAUGGACAUUGGCUUAGCGAACGAAAAGGCCGGUCAGGAAUUGUCCUCCUACUCGGGCACUUUUCAACCCGCCCCGGGCAACAAGACUGUCACCUACCUGGGGAAAUUCGCUUUUGACUCGCCCUCCAACUGGUGCCAGGACAACAUCAUCAGCCUGAUGAGCGCCGGCAUCCUGGGGGUGCCGCCGUCCUCGGGCGCGCUCACCAGCACGCAGAGCUCGGCGGGCAGCAUGGGGCCGCCGCAGGGCGAGGUGGACCAGAUGUACCCCGCGCUGCCGCCCUACUCCUCCUGCAGUGACCUCUACCCAGAGCCCGUCUCCUUCCACGACCCCCAGAGCAACCCCGGCCUCACCUACUCCCCCCAGGAUUACCAGGCGGCCAAGCCCGCCUUGGACAGCAACCUCUUCCCCAUGAUCCCAGACUAUAACCUCUACCACCACCCCAACGACAUGGGCACCAUCACGGAGCACAAACCCUUCCAGAGCUUGGACCCCAUCCGCGUCAACCCGCCCCCCAUCACCCCGCUGGAGACCAUCAAGGCCUUCAAGGACAAGCAGAUCCACCCGGGUUUCGGGGGGCUGCCGCAGCCGCCGCUCACGCUCAAGCCCAUCCGACCCCGCAAGUAUCCCAACCGGCCCAGCAAGACGCCGCUGCACGAGCGGCCCCACGCCUGCCCGGCCGAGGGCUGCGACCGCCGCUUCUCCCGCUCCGACGAGCUCACCCGUCACCUCCGCAUACACACGGGCCACAAGCCCUUCCAGUGCCGCAUCUGCAUGCGGAGCUUCAGCCGCAGCGACCACCUCACCACCCACAUCCGCACCCACACCGGCGAGAAGCCCUUCGCCUGCGAGUUCUGCGGCCGCAAGUUCGCCCGCUCCGACGAGCGCAAGCGGCACGCCAAGAUCCACCUCAAGCAGAAGGAGAAGAAGGCCGAGAAGGGCUCGGGGGUGCAGCCCCCCGCCGCGCCCCCCGCCGCCACCGCCACCACCUCGCCGCCCGUCGCCCUCGCCCCCGCCGUCACCACGUGCGCUUGAGGGAUUGUGGGGGGCGGCGCGGUGGCACCCCUUCUCCUCCCCUUGCCCUCGGCACCGCUCCGGGGGGAACCCCACGGUGUUCAGGAUACCGGGCUUGCGCUGCGACGGGUCCGCUCUGCCCGCACCCGGAUUGACCGGGUCCAGGCUGCCCGCACCUGGAUCCCGCCUGCACUUGGAUCGAUGGGACCCGCACCGCCCGCGCCCGGAUUGCCCGGACUCUGCGCUGCCCGCGCUGGGAUUGCUCGCAGCACCCGGAUCCCGGCUGCCUGCUCCUGCACCUUCCACGUCCCGGCUGCUUCCACCCGCCCUGCCCGGGCCCGGGCCGCCCGCCCUGCCCGGAUCCCGGCCGCCUGCUCCCGCACCUCCCGCAUCCCGCCCGGGGCCGGGCCGUCCGCACCCUCCUUGCCCGGCUCUCCCGGCUCCUGGAUUACUCGCACCGCCCGGAUCCCGGCUGGAUUGCCCCAUCCCGGCCCUCACCCGGCACCUCCCGGCUCGGGGCUGCCCCGGCGGCCGAUCCCGGGGAUGCUCCCGGCUCACCCGGAUCCCGGGGCUCGGUCCGGGUGGCUGCUCCAGGAUCUGCCCCCACCCCGGUCCCGUCCUGCCCGGCUGCCCCGGGGCUGCGCGCUCCAGGAUCCGUGAGGGAUGGAUGGAUGGAUAAAGGAUGGAUGGACGGAUGGAUGGAUGGAUGGAUGGAUGGAUGGAUGGAUG